This is a messenger RNA of Labeo rohita (rohu), 1690 nucleotides long. It is a transcript of the gene actr2a, whose product is annotated as actin related protein 2a. The transcript is spliced from 9 exons. The record is from RefSeq and is a predicted model, not a curated record. Gene Ontology annotation, cellular component: actin cortical patch; Arp2/3 protein complex. Gene Ontology annotation, molecular function: actin filament binding. Bases 116 to 1300 code for a protein of 394 amino acids. NCBI's taxonomy places the organism in Eukaryota, Metazoa, Chordata, Actinopteri, Cypriniformes, Cyprinidae. Gene Ontology annotation, biological process: Arp2/3 complex-mediated actin nucleation.
ACUUUUAUUUUGAAGAGGUGUCAAGGGUAGGGCGCUGACUUCCGCCUGGCCGAAGACAGCAGCAGCGGCGGCGGAGGUGCUGAGAUCAGGGCGGAUUCACCGAGUUUGUAGAAACAUGGACAGUCAAGGCAGGAAAGUGGUGGUGUGUGACAACGGAACCGGGUUUGUGAAGUGUGGAUAUGCCGGCUCCAAUUUCCCUGAGCACAUUUUUCCGGCUCUGGUCGGGAGACCGAUCAUCCGCUCCACAGCCAAAGUGGGAAACAUCGAGAUCAAGGAUCUAAUGGUGGGCGAUGAGGCGAGCGAGCUGCGCUCUAUGCUGGAGGUGAACUACCCUAUGGAGAACGGGAUUGUGAGGAACUGGGACGACAUGAAGCACCUGUGGGACUACACUUUCGGUCCUGAAAAGCUCAACAUCGACUCGCGAAACUGCAAGAUCCUGCUCACAGAGCCGCCCAUGAACCCUACCAAGAACCGAGAGAAGAUCAUCGAGGUAAUGUUUGAGACCUAUCAGUUCUCAGGGGUUUAUAUCGCCAUCCAGGCCGUGCUCACUCUAUACGCUCAAGGUCUGCUGACGGGUGUGGUGGUGGACUCUGGUGACGGUGUCACUCAUAUCUGUCCAGUGUAUGAAGGCUUUUCUCUUCCUCAUCUCACGCGUCGUCUGGACAUCGCCGGACGAGACAUCACACGCUACCUCAUCAAGCUGUUGUUGUUGAGAGGUUAUGCCUUCAACCACUCAGCAGACUUCGAGACGGUGAGGAUGAUGAAGGAGAAGCUGUGUUACGUAGGCUAUAACAUCGAGCAGGAGCAGAAGCUUGCGCUGGAGACCACCGUGCUGGUGGAGUCCUACACGCUGCCGGACGGCAGGGUGAUUAAAGUGGGCGGCGAGCGUUUCGAGGCUCCAGAGGCUCUGUUCCAGCCUCACCUCAUUAACGUGGAGGGAGUGGGUGUGGCCGAACUGCUCUUCAACACCAUCCAGGCAGCCGACAUCGAUACCAGGGCUGAGUUUUACAAACACAUCGUUUUGUCGGGCGGAUCUACGAUGUAUCCUGGUCUUCCGUCUCGUCUGGAGCGUGAGCUCAAGCAGCUCUACCUGGAGCGAGUGCUAAAGGGAGACGUCGACAAGCUCUCGAAGUUUAAGAUUCGCAUCGAGGAUCCUCCACGCCGUAAACACAUGGUGUUCUUGGGCGGAGCGGUGCUAGCCGACAUCAUGAAGGACAAAGACAACUUCUGGAUGACCAGAGAGGAAUACCAGGAGAAGGGCACACGCGUUCUGGAGAAGCUGGGUGUCACCGUUAGAUAAAUCACACACACAUAUAUACACACACAUGCACACACAACAUUGCACUCACACUCCCAGUCACAGGGUGGCAUUUUGGCAGCCUAAACUCUCAGAGGUUUUCGGCAGAUUAUGAGGAUAUACUUGAGAAUAAUGAUAUUCGAAUACUUGAACUUCCUUUGCAAUCCAAAAAAGAAGUGCUCAAAGUUUGUACGACAUUCCAAAUGUAAAGGUUCAUAUCACCGCUGCACAGCAUGAGACAAAAAUCGAAUGAAAUCAAGUGAUUUGUUCACAAAACGACUCGUUUAUGCUGCCAAAAUUAAUCCUCAAACGAUCCCUCGUGUAUCAUCAUAUCAUGACCUGUUUGUUUUGAGUCCUGUCUGUCUCAUGACUUCAAAAAAAAAAAAAAAAGAA